This is a messenger RNA of Eremothecium sinecaudum, 660 nucleotides long. RefSeq names its product Ndl1p (gene NDL1). The record is from RefSeq and is a predicted model, not a curated record. The coding region runs from base 1 to 660 and encodes 219 amino acids. Lineage: Eukaryota; Fungi; Ascomycota; Saccharomycetes; Saccharomycetales; Saccharomycetaceae. The transcript has a single exon.
AUGGAGAAAAUAACUUCUUUAGAACAAGCUCAGGCUGUUAUAUCAGCUUUACAGCAACAGGUAAUAGAUGUUGAUACUAUAGGAAAAGAAUAUGAGCUACAGCUAGAACAAACAGUUGAAGUCCUGAAACAGGAAAUGGAAUUAAUGAAACAACAACAUAAUGAUGAAAUUACCAAGCUAGAGAUUCAAGCUGAUGAACUACAAGAACAAAAUAGGCAAUGGGAAUCUAAGUGCUUAAAUUUACAAGAGGAAAAUAGGUCGCUGUUGCAGGACAAGCUUAUUCUACAAUGUGAGUUAGAGCAAGUACAAGAAGAAGUCGCAAGGUUAAAAAUGGAUGUAAACUAUGAGGUUAUGGAUGUAUCGUUAUGCAGAGAUGAAAAUAUGAAUUCUAUGAGCCCGGAAGCAACAAGCGAACAUGAUACUGCAGUUUCGAUAUCUAAAUUACUGUCGUUAAAAGAAUAUGCUAAAGGCAGCAGUGAGCUGGUUGGAAAUCUGCCGAAUCGAUCUAUAUUUCCUAUUUUGCAGCCUAUUAGAGUUAUGUUCAGAGGUCCUUCUUUGUUUUUGCAGUCAAUGAUCACGAAAGACACUAAAACGACUCCAAGCCUGAGCCAAACAACAGUAGUUGCUUCUACAUCAGUACCAGCCGCUACAAGCCGAUAG